UCAAGAAAGAGCAAAAGACAUUAAUAAUGAAAUGAAUAGUUUAUUGUGUGGGGAAAAAGGGUUGCUAACUGCAAAGAAGAUGCCAAGUUGCUUGAUGGGAUGGGCAAUUGGAAUUUGGAAUUUGGGAGGUCAGCGAAGCUGAUAAACCUCGCAUCGCUGAUUGAUUUGCAAUCGCAUAGAAAUCCAAUCCAAUAGAAGAAAUACGAAAGAUGAAGAGGUCUCUUAGAAAGUUGGGAGUUCUGGCGGUAGAGAAGCAUGAGCGUGACCGCAGAAACAUUAUGCCUUUGUCCCAGCUAGAGGAGCUCGCUCAGGCUACCCAGGAGAUGCAAGACAUGAGAGACUGCCACGAUAGCUUGCUUUCCGCGGCAGCAGUGGCCGCCAACAGUGCUUAUGAAUUCUCAGAGUCCUUGGGAGAAUUGGGCUCUUGCCUUCUUGAGAAAACCGCCUUGCAUGACGACGAAGAAAGCGGCAAAGUUCUCAUAAUGCUCGGUAAAAUGCAGUUUCAACUCCAGAAGCUUAUUGAUAACUAUCGCUCUCAUAUCACCCAGACAAUUACCAUUCCUUCAGACUCUCUUCUCAAUGAACUUCGAAUUGUUGAGGAUAUGAAGCAACACUGUGAUGAAAAAAGAGAAGUAUAUGAGUCCAUGUUAACAAGAUAUAGAGAAAGAGGUAGGUCUAGAAGCGGAAAAGCAGAGAAUAUUUCCUUGCAGCACUUGCAAAUUGCUCGUGAUGAAUAUGACGAGGAGGCUACAUUAUUUGUUUUCCGCUUGAAAUCUCUGAAGCAAGGGCAAUCAUGGAGCCUUCUAACACAGGCAGCACGUCACCAUGCAGCUCAGUUGUGUUUCUUCAAGAAAGCAGUUAAAUCUCUUGAGACAGUGGAGCCACAUGUAAAAUCAGUAACAGAGCAGCAUCACAUUGAUUACCAAUUCAUUGGUAUUGAAGGAGAGGAUGAGGAUGAAGAUGAAGAUGAUGUAGAUCAUGAUGAUGACAGUCAUGAUGAGAAUGAUGAUGGGGAGCUGAGUUUUGACUAUGCACAAAAUGAAUGCGAGCAAGAUGAUUCUACAUUAGAGAACUCAAUGAAGGAAAUGAACAACCAUAUGAAGAUUGGUAUAGUUGAAGCAAAGCAUGGUCUCUAUCACCUGAUACCAAACCAGUUAACCACCAAAGCUGUGAACUCUACUAUCACUCAUCCUCGAUGCAAUGAAAACUUGGAUAGGCUUUGCAGGAAUUCAUUCUCCUUCAAGGUUAGGUCAGCUAGCCAAUCUGCCCCACUUUUUGUUGAUAAUAAGCGUGAUUCUAGCGAAAAGCUGAGACAGAUGCGGCCAACUUUAUCUCGGAAGUUCAAUUCAUAUGUGCUGCCUACACCAGUUGAUGCGAAGAGUUCAAUAUCUAUGAGGUCAAGUAAUCAAGUACCUUUGAAAAUAAAGACAAAUUUAAAUGAGCCUAUGAAGAAUUUAUGGCAUUCAUCCCCACUAGAACAAAAGAAAUAUGAAAACAUUUUUGGAGAUGGGGGAUUAUCUGGUCCUAAUGCACAGUCUGUACUGAAGGAGAGUAACAGCAAUACUGCCUACUCAAGAUUGCCACCUCCUUUAAUCGAUGGUAAUUUAUCCUCUAGUCAUGAUUAUAUUACCGCUUACUCUAAAAAGCUCAAAAGACAUGCCUUUUCUGGUCCAUUGGUAAGUAAUGCAUGGCCAACCAAGCCUGUCUCGUUAGAAAGUGUCCAAUUGUUUUCUGGACCUCUUUUACGGACCUCAAUUCCUCAGCCUCCAUCAUCAUCUCCAAAAGUAUCUCCCAGUGCUUCUCCCCCUCUUUCAUCUUCUCCUAAAAUAAAUGAGCUUCAUGAACUUCCAAGGCCUCCAACCAUUUCCCCAUCCGAUUCUAAGCUUUUAGGUUUGGUGGGUCAUUCAGGUCCAUUGGUGUCCCGAGGUCCACAGCUUUCUGCUGCAAAUUAUUUGGUUACAUCAAAUGCAGCAUCUCCAUUGCCGAUGCCUGCUUCAGCCAUGGCUCGAAGUUUCUCUACAUCUUAUCGUGGUGCUAAAGUUGCAGCAAUACAUGACUCAAGACCACUAGAAGACCCUAAUAAAUCAACAAUUUCUGAGGAUAUUUAUUCUCCUCCUCUGAUGCAAAUUGCUUUAUCUACUAGUCAGCCAUCAUCAGAUGGCUCUGACACUGUUGCUCAGGCUGUCUAGUCAGGAGGUAAUAUUUAUGAAAAAGUCUUCUUCUCAUUACCUGGUUUCAAGUGAGAAAAAUUGGGCAUGGGGUUAAUACUUAAUCCUAUAAUAUUAAGUUCUUGGAAAGCCCUGUUGGGAUGGAGGAUAACAUUUUAUUGAUUAAGUUCUAUCAUUAGAUACCUCUAUACAAAUAAAUUCUAGAAAUGUGUAUUGACAUUGAAUCUUUUUGAAGCAAUAAAUUCUACAAAUGUGCAUUGGAAAUGAAUCUAUUUAAAGUGCAA
Glycine soja is the source of this 2452-nucleotide messenger RNA. RefSeq lists its product as uncharacterized. The record is from RefSeq and is a predicted model, not a curated record. Gene Ontology annotation, cellular component: cytoplasm. Bases 210 to 2189 code for a protein of 659 amino acids. The transcript is spliced from 11 exons. Lineage: Eukaryota; Viridiplantae; Streptophyta; Magnoliopsida; Fabales; Fabaceae. Gene Ontology annotation, molecular function: protein binding.